GGGCACUAUAAAAAAAAAAUGCUUUCUAAUUUCUAACCCUAGCUACCGUUGCUAGCAAGCAAGCCGCCCUUCCCAGCCCUCACAACUCUCACACUCUCUGACUCCCAGGCUCCCCAACGCCACACCCAGAUCAGAACUAACAAAAAAUAUUAAUCUUCACUGUUGCUGGUAUAUCUUCUAUCUUCAUCUUCAGAUCUAGUAAACCAGCCACCCCCUUCCUAGCUCCCUCACUGCACACGCCACACCCAACCUCCAGAUCUAGCAAACCAGCCGGCCUUGAAUCUUGUCACACCAGAUUUGUGCAAGAUGAAGAAAGGAAUCCACCCUCAAAUGCAAUGGAUAUCCUAUGUGACUCAAGAUGGCAGAUUAAUGCAUGCUAUGAUGACAAAAAUACACCAUGUUGGCAACGUCUACCACUUCAGAGCAAAACGGCAAAUGGCUGAAAGUUUAGGUCAGAUUGCCAAGUUUAAGCGUCGGUACGGGCAGGAGAAUGCAGAAGAUGCUGAAAAGUGACAUUUUUUUUCUUAAGAUGCAAAGGGCAAUCACUAGGCCUUGCUGGUUCAUAAUGCUGUAAUAGCGUUGACCAUAACUAGUUUUCCAUAGAGACUUCACUCUUGAAACUCACAAACUUACCUGUGUUCUCUCAAUGCAAUAAGCGUGCUGGUCCAGAAGUGCUUGAACUUUAAGGGCAAGGCGUUUCCUAUAAAAGAAGUGCUGUCACUGCCCAAUUGAAGUUAUUAAAAGCUUUCUUCAGUUGUUCGGUUUAUUUAA
This is a messenger RNA of Populus nigra (black poplar), 771 nucleotides long. RefSeq lists its product as uncharacterized. The record is from RefSeq and is a predicted model, not a curated record. NCBI's taxonomy places the organism in Eukaryota, Viridiplantae, Streptophyta, Magnoliopsida, Malpighiales, Salicaceae. The transcript has 2 exons. The coding region runs from base 307 to 513 and encodes 68 amino acids.